Molecule: messenger RNA, 3145 nt
Organism: Candidula unifasciata
Lineage: Eukaryota; Metazoa; Mollusca; Gastropoda; Stylommatophora; Geomitridae
Source: the annotation of a GenBank genome assembly
CCUGUACUCUAUUAAAGUGCCGCCAUUCUACACAGCAUUUUCUGGUGACCUGGACUUUAACUACUCGAUCCCUGGCAACAUGGCACUGCCCAACAGUUUUAUUAGAUUGGAAUACUACAGUAAGAAUGCCAGAGAUCAUAUGAUCAUUACCACAAUGGGCCUAAGACUUGGCUUCAGUUCCGGCAGCUUGCGGGUGGCGUGCGGCGUCAUCGAAUUCGCUGGCAACUUUACUCUGAGAAUGUACACACGGGUCAACGGGGACAUCUUGACAGAAACCAGCCUCGAUGUGAGGUGGCCGGAAGUGGGAUUGUCCUUACCAGACAACCACGAAGCCCAAACUUCGUCUGUGGAGUUACGGAUCAUCUCCAGAGCAAACUGUUCCUCUCGCCUUCAUCGUCAUUUGAUGCAGGUCAAACUACUCUUUCAGCGAACACACAAAGAAGAACGGCUUCUCAACUUGACUGCAUCUCCUGUGAUUUAUGUAGCAAACUUUACCUCAAUUAAUGCUCCCUUCACAACAGUACCACUAGGAUGUUAUUUGUUUGACCUUGAUGGUAUUUACCAAGCUGUUUUAGUUUCCAGUUUUACUGACAACCCUUUGGUUGCGGCUAGCAACGUGAUGACAGUCAGCUGGAGUAAAGGUUAUCACAUCAUAUUAAAUUCACAGAGUGCCUUUCCCUGUCAGGAUUCCAUUUCCCUUAUGUACACCCACCCACCUUGUUCUGAUGUAGACAAAAUUCGACUGUAUGCCUAUUUGCCAACCUCUAGUGGCAGUCCAGCAUCACCACUGGAGUCUGUCUAUGUCACAGAGGUCAUUGCCAACCCUGAUAUGUCCCGGAAGUCUUUCAACUGUAAGCUCUUCAAUCAGUCGGCCAGUGGUUUUUGCUUUGUUUACGUCAGUGUAACAAGAGGGGAUGUUGUUUCGGAACAAGCGAAAGCUUGCAUUCCUGCCCAGCCGGAUUCAGCUUUCCCAAUAGAUGGCUCUUGGGGAAAGUGGACCUCGUGGACGUCAUGUUCUGUGACGUGUGGAACUGGAAAGAAAAGUCGCUUUAGAACCUGCACUGACCCCGCACCAAAACAUGGUGGUCGGUUUUGUGUGGGUGACCCUGUUGAGUGGACGCCAUGUGAAAUUCACUGUCCAGAAGCUAUCCCAAGAACACCCCUACAUUCUCCGUCCAUUGACCCAGCAUGCGCAUGCGGAUGUACCAGAACAGAAGACAAAGGACAAAUCAUCGCCACGGGCCGAUGCUCUGGACUUUCAACCUGGUUAAUUAACAGCACGGAGGGUCAUGUGAUUGCGCUGCAUUUUGACUACUUUAGCCUUAACUACACACGACAGUGGGUCAGAGUUCGUGAUGGCACAUCCCCAGCAGAUACCCUGUUGUUUUCAUCAUCCACUAAAGGGUAUCCUGUGGAGGUGGUCACGUCUGGACCAGCCAUGAGGGUGGAGUUGAUGACCACCUAUGUUAAUCCACCACCAGUGUCAUUCUUCGCCAAGAAUGCAACUCUUCCUAUCCAUGCCCAUGGAUUCAUAGCGAGCUACGAAGUCAGAGCCAUCUUGGUCAGCAGCACAGCACCCGUGUUGUUUCAGCACAAGGAGCAGACUGUCCUGAGCAGCACCAUCACCAUUGUCGGCAUCGUCAUCUGCACUGUUGUCAUCAUCGUCGCCGUGGUUUUCGUCAUCAUACAACGCACUUUCUUCCGGCGAAGGGUCAAAUACACCAUGACAUCAUCAGACGAUAGCCCAGCCCAUCAAAGUCAAAAUAGCAGUAGCAGCCCCAGUAGUCCUGGCAAUGCCAUCCAUGUGGAUAUGGAGGUACCUCUUACUGGGAAGACUCAGAGACGAGGCAGUGGGAGCAAAAUCUCCAGAGCUUCAAGUUCGACCAGCAUUGGCAGUCAAAAGAUGAAGCGAUUAAAAUCAAAAGGAGACGCCAACUCUUCAAGUAAGGGAGGUAACAAGAGUCCCAAACCUGCAAGUAAACAUACCUCAGUGACUAGCCCUUAUGGAAUAGAAAUUAUUGAUAUCGACGAGAAAGAGAAAGUGGAGAAAAACAAUCCUGCUAGAAUAAAAACACCUAGAACGCCAUUGCUUCAUUCCAGCAUUAACAAGACUUCGCCUGUAAUUACUCCCAUAUCCCCAGUUACUAAACUAGAAUUGCUGAAUAAAAAACGGCAAGAUAAGAAAGUCAAAGGUGUAGUUACCGAAGCUGAAAGAGAUGUCACAGGGUCAUCUGGUUCAAGGUCGCCAUCGACAACAAAAGCAGAAGUCAACUGGCCUCAAAGUACUUUUAUAAGGGCUGCAUUGUCUGAAGUAAGUAAGUCAUUAGCUGACAAACACAAAUAUUCCGGGCAGCGUCCUCCUUCGGAGGAAAUUCCUUUGUUAGAUUCAAUGACUUCGAGUAUUGAAUCUCCGUCUCACUUCAACAACUUGGUCAAAAGUGAGUCAACAGAAUCAGCAACCACGUCCUUUGUUCGUCCAGUAACUGCUAAAGUUCGGCGGCCAACAUCACUAACAGAAUCAUAUUCUGCUGAGGCAAUAGAAGAACCCAACCUUAAGAUAGAUAGUCAGUCAUCUGGGGCAGCCGUGGGGAGUAUGGGUUCGAAACUCUCAUCACAAACACCCGCUAUUCUUCCUGUAAAGUCUGUGCAAUUAUCUCCAUUACCCACAACUACCACAUCAUUUGUAAAUAACAAACCACCACCGACAUCAUCAGCAGCAUCCAUAUCCAAAUAUCCAUUCAAGCCAUCACCAUCUCAAAUUUCUCUGAACAGCGACAAAAAUUUGAAUAAACAAAAAAUAACAGCAUAUGAAGAACGACAGACAAGUUUGCCAAAACCAGACGGACAAAGUCCCAAACUUCAGGAAAGAAAAAAUAGCAUGACAGGUUUAAAUGGAAGGGAAUCGGCAAGUCCAGGGAAAGCGAGUAGAGCCAGCAGCAAAAGUAGCCGGAACAAUAUCUCAUCUCCCGCUCGCAGCAUCGCAACUCCUUCAGAAAUAGAAGGUCUGGAGCUAGAGUAUGAUGAUUUUGUCGAGGAUGAUCCUUUGUCAUAUUUUGAUUAUGAAGAGACACAAAAGCUGGCAUUCCGGGGGGUUGAGAAGAUUGGAAAGACACCCGUAGAGGAAGAGGAUGAGGAUGAAGUUUGA